This is a messenger RNA of Vigna unguiculata (cowpea), 639 nucleotides long. RefSeq lists its product as uncharacterized. Lineage: Eukaryota; Viridiplantae; Streptophyta; Magnoliopsida; Fabales; Fabaceae. The record is from RefSeq and is a predicted model, not a curated record.
AAACCGGUUACCACACGUCCAAUUUGGAGGAGUGGCUGCGCCGCUGUUAUUAUCCCAUUCCCACCACACUCUCCAAUACUACCGGCUACCCAGGUCACCUUACCUUUUAUUUUUUUUCUCUUCCAACAUCUUAUUUAAACUGAAAACCUCGUUCAUAACUCAGUGUCUGUUUCCGAAUACAAACUCAACCCGACCCGCCCGAAGUAGUUGUUGGAAAAGAGAGUGAAAGAGAUGAUACUGGUGUCGAUCGUGGCGGAGGUGCUGGAGGAGUACACGGCGUUGCUGGCGAGAGUGGUGGAGCAGGUGUUCCGUUCCGCCCCUAUCCCUCGACGGGUUCGUUUUCUCAUCCUCCGCACCCUUCCCUUCGUUUCUUCUCACCCUAGGACCAUUCCACCCCCUCCCACCCCUUCCCAUUAGGAUUCUUCAUUUUCCUGGACUGUUCCCAUUUUUGUAAAUUUCAGAUCUUUUCUAUUGACACUGGAAUCAUAUUCUGUUUCGUUUAACCUUUCUCAUCAUGUUUCAUACUCCAUCUUUCUUUCUCUGUUUAUUUUGCUAUUAUCUGUAGGCUUCUUUGUAGCUCAACAAAAUAUCUCCAGUCACUAUGAUUGAUAAAGUGAUUCCAUUUUCCUUGUCGUUUUA